Messenger RNA from Drosophila navojoa, 995 nucleotides. Its product is annotated as RWD domain-containing protein 2A. NCBI's taxonomy places the organism in Eukaryota, Metazoa, Arthropoda, Insecta, Diptera, Drosophilidae. The record is from RefSeq and is a predicted model, not a curated record. Gene Ontology annotation, molecular function: protein binding.
GUUUGCAGCAAGAGCUAAGCUGAGGCCGAGACUAAAUCAAACAACUCUCUCUCAAUUUCCGUUAGCCUUUGGCCAUGGAUUUGCAGGCCUAUCGUCGCUGCAUUGGCCAGCAGCUGGAGGAGUUAGAUCUGCUGAGUUCCAUUUACUGUGCGGCGGGUGAGCUGCAGUUGCUCGAUGCUGGGGUCGUUGCUGACUUCAGCGAGUUUUUGCAGUCGGAGUCAGAGACGUCGUUGCGGUCCCACUUGGAGUACAUCAUCCGGCUGCCUGUGACUGCCAAGCAGUGCGUGGACGUGCGCAUCGAGUUGCCGCAUUUGUACCCGCAGCUGGAGCUGGCCAGGAUUAGUGUGCACACCCCGCUGCUAGGCAAGAUCAAGGAGCAGCACUUGAAGCUGCAGAUUGAUAAAUAUUUGCUGGAACAGCGCCAGGCAGAGGAGCCCUACAUAUUUCAGCUGCUCAGCUGGUUGCAAGAACAGAUUGAAGCCCUGAUGAGCUGCACGUCCAGCGAACUGGAGUCCCCGCCAUCGGAGGAAUCAAAGGAUCCAAAAGGCAUGCAGCUAGAACGGCUUUGGAUAUACUCGCAUCAUAUCAAGUCGAGCGCCAAGCGGCAGGAGCUCAUGCGUCAGGCACGGCAGCUGCAGCUCACCGGAUUCAGCAGACCCGGCAAGCCGGGCAUCAUCUGCGUGGAGGGCGAGCCGGAAAACGUGCAGGAAUAUUGGCGCAGUAUCAAGGCCCUGCGCUGGCAGAAGAUUAGCCUGGUGCGCACCGAGCCGUGCCGCAAGCGCCGCUUCGAGCAAUUCACUGAGCAACUGUUCAAUUCGUCAGCCGCUGUCGGCGAGGAGGGCGUCAUUAACAUGGGCCAGUUCAUUAGGUUUCUUGAGGAUCAUGGCACGGGCUACAUGAAAUCUGAGUUGUUUGGUUUAGCCUAAGCUUCUCGAAUGGAUCAAAAUUCAACUGCAAAUACUGUAAAUAAAUUCUGUUGUUUAUAUUUUCUAAAG